Molecule: messenger RNA, 1092 nt
Organism: Parascedosporium putredinis
Lineage: Eukaryota; Fungi; Ascomycota; Sordariomycetes; Microascales; Microascaceae
Source: the annotation of a GenBank genome assembly
AUGUCAACGACAAGCAAAGAAGAUGGCACCAAACGGAAAGCGACCGAGGAGCCCUCCUCCCCGUCGGCUGCGAAGCGCGUGAAGCACAGCGAAUCGGUCGAACCCGAGAAGAAGCCAGCCCUGAAACCGAUUCCUUUCCCCGAAAAGCCGGCCGUGAUCGAAGAGCGUACCGGCGAGAUAGAAUUUCGCGUGGUCAACAACGACGGCGACCGCGAAAGCCUCAUCGUCCUCACGGGCCUCAAGUGCAUUUUCCAAAAGCAGCUCCCCAAGAUGCCCAAGGACUAUAUUGCGCGCCUCGUCUACGACCGCACCCAUUUAUCCAUCGCCAUCGUCAAGAAGCCCUUGGAGGUCGUCGGAGGCAUCACCUACCGCCCCUUCAAGGGCCGGCAAUUUGCCGAAAUCGUCUUCUGCGCCAUCUCCUCGGACCAGCAGGUCAAGGGCUACGGCGCCCACCUCAUGUCCCAUCUCAAGGACUACGUCAAGGCCACCUCCGACGGCUUUACCAAGGAGAUUACGCUCGACCGCAGCGUGUGGAUGGGCUACAUCAAGGACUACGAGGGCGGUACCAUUAUGCAGUGCUCCAUGCUGCCGCGCAUCCGCUACCUCGAGAUGGGCCGCAUGCUGCUCAAACAAAAGGAGUGCGUGCAGGCCAAGAUUCGCGCCUACAGCAAAAGCCACAUCGUCCACCAGCCCCCAAGCCAUCAAGAACUCGGGCUGGUCCCCGACAUGGACGAGCUCGCGCGCCAACCCCGCCACGGCCCCAACUACAACCAGCUCCUCCACCUCCUCAACGACCUCCAGAAUCACCAAGCCGCGUGGCCCUUCCUCCACCCCGUCAGCAAAGACGACGUGGCCGACUACUACGACGUCAUCAAGGAGCCCAUGGACCUCAGCACCAUGGAGAGCAAGCUCGAGGCCGACCAGUACGGCACCCCCGAAGAUUUCGUCAAGGACGCCAAACUCGUUUUCGACAACUGCCGUCAAUACAACAACGAGAGCACGCCAUAUGCUAAAUCGGCGAAUAAACUCGAGAAAUACAUGUGGCAGCAGAUCAAGGCCGUCCCCGAAUGGUCUCACCUCGAGUCGUAUUAG